AGCACCCACUUGCUGUGAAUAGCAGAGUUGCCAUCUAUUAAUUUGUAAACGGAAAAUUGCUAAGAUACGUUUAUUUUAUAGCCUAUAGUUGAAAUAUGAGUCUUGUGCGCUUGAAGCUGUUGCGCCACGUCCAACGAUGCCCCAUUGGACCCCACUGGAGCGAUUUUCUUAAGGCCUCCACCGCUGCGAAUGUCAACUUUUCAGCCCCGGCCGCCAUUAGAACGGCGACAACAUUUGCAGUAAAAGAAAAUCAUCGCCCGACUCCUCGCUUGUCUGCUGCAUUUAAUUUACGCAAGUAUUCGUGCGGAUCAAUUGGAAAAACCAUGGAAGAGAAUUGUGUGGUACCCGAUGUCAUUGCCAAGGCACCAAAGGCCACCGCAACUGUGGAAUAUCCGUGCGACAUUGUCGUAAAGCCCGGCAUCGUGCUGACCCCCACACAGGUGAAGGACCAGCCGUGCGUGAAGUGGGACGCCGACGCCAGCAAGCUGUACACCUUGUGCAUGACGGACCCGGACGCACCCAGCCGCAAGGAGCCUAAGUUCCGUGAGUGGCACCACUGGCUGGUGGGCAACAUUCCCGGCGGCGACAUUGCCAAGGGCGAGGUGCUGUCGGCCUACGUUGGCUCCGGUCCCCCGCCAGACACUGGCCUGCAUCGCUACGUGUUCCUCAUCUACGAGCAAAAGUGCAAGCUCGACUUUGACGAGAAACGUUUGCCCAACAACAGCGGCGAUGGACGCGGCGGCUUCAAGAUUGCCAAGUUUGCCGAGAAAUACAAUCUGGGCGACCCGGUGGCCGGCAAUCUGUACCAGGCCGAGUACGAUGACUAUGUGCCCAUUCUGUACAAGCAGCUGGGUGCCUGAAUUCGCAAAAAAAACCCUGCGAUUCACGUAAACAAACAAUUAUAUAACUGUACUAGUAGUCGUCCAUUUGGAUGCGUUACACAAAUUGCAAAUUUCCUGUACGUAAUGCCUUAAAAGACAGACCAGACACAACAGCAUCGAACCAAUUGUGAAUAUAAUAAAAUGUAGAACCUUUUUGCUGGCAAUAAAAUUGUUAAAUAAAUC
Messenger RNA from Drosophila obscura, 1064 nucleotides. Its product is annotated as phosphatidylethanolamine-binding protein homolog F40A3.3. The record is from RefSeq and is a predicted model, not a curated record. The transcript has a single exon. The coding region runs from base 96 to 860 and encodes 254 amino acids. Lineage: Eukaryota; Metazoa; Arthropoda; Insecta; Diptera; Drosophilidae.